GCCCGGGGCCGGCGGGCGCGGGCGCGGGCGCGGGCUGCCUUCGUCUGGCCCCGAGCUCGCCCGGAGCGAGCAGCCGCCCGCGAGCCGCCGCGGAGCCUCCUCGCCCGCUCCCGCCGGCGAGCAAGAUGAUGUGCGAGGUGAUGCCGACCAUCAGUGAAGCCGAAGGCCCCCCAGGAGGAAGCGGGAGUCAUGGGUCCGGCUCGCCGUCACAGCCCGACGCAGACUCACAUUUCGAACAGCUGAUGGUAUCCAUGCUGGAAGAGAGGGACCGUCUUCUGGACACGCUGAGAGAGACCCAGGAAACGCUGGCAUUGACCCAGGGGAAGUUACACGAGGUUGGUCACGAGCGAGACUCCUUGCAGAGGCAGCUCAACACGGCGCUCCCACAGGAGUUCGCGGCACUUACCAAGGAGCUCAACGUCUGCAGGGAGCAGCUCCUGGAGAGAGAGGAAGAGAUCGCAGAACUGAAGGCGGAAAGGAACAACACCAGGCUGCUGCUGGAGCACUUGGAGUGCCUCGUGUCCCGGCACGAGCGGUCGCUGCGCAUGACGGUGGUGAAGCGGCAGGCGCAGUCCCCGGCGGGCGUGUCCAGCGAGGUGGAGGUGCUCAAAGCCCUCAAGUCCUUGUUCGAGCACCACAAAGCCCUGGACGAAAAGGUGAGGGAGCGGCUGCGAGUAGCCCUGGAGAGGUGUAGCUUGUUGGAAGAAGAACUAGGAGCCACCCACAAAGAGCUAAUGAUUCUUAAAGAACAGAAUAAUCAGAAAAAAACGUUAACCGACGGACUGCUUGACAUGAACCACGAGCAAGAAAAUACUCCGAGCACAAACGGAAAGAGAUCUUCCGACGGUUCUUUAAGCCACGAGGAAGACCUUGCCAAAGUCCUCGAGCUCCAGGAAAUCAUAGACAAGCAGUCAGAGGAGCAGAGCCAGAUGAAGGAGCGCCUGGCCGCGCUCUCCAGUCACGUGACGGAGCUGGAGGAGGACCUGGACACCGCCAGGAAGGACCUCAUCAAGUCUGAGGAGGCCAACACGAAGCUGCAGCGCGAUGUCCGUGAAGCCAUGGCCCAGAAGGAGGACAUGGAGGAAAGGAUCACUACUCUUGAAAAACGCUACCUCGCAGCACAGCGCGAAGCCACCUCUGUGCAUGACCUCAACGAUAAACUUGAAAAUGAGAUUGCAAAUAAAGACUCAAUGCAUCGGCAGACCGAGGACAGGAACCGGCAGCUGCAGGAGCGCCUGGAGCUCGCCGAGCAGAAGCUGCAGCAGACCCUGCGGAAGGCCGAGACGCUCCCCGAGGUGGAGGCCGAGCUGGCGCAGAGGGUCGCCGCGCUCUCCAAGCCUGACCUCUUGUCUUCGGGAAGCUGUGCCGCUAAGGAAGCUAGACUGUUCGAACUCACUUCCCAGCUUAGGAAGGCCGAGGAGAGGCACGGCAACAUCGAGGAGAGGCUCCGGCAGAUGGAGGCACAGUUGGAGGAGAAGAACCAGGAACUGCAGCGGGCGAGACAGAGAGAAAAAAUGAAUGAGGAGCAUAACAAGCGUCUGUCAGACACGGUGGACAAGCUUCUUUCGGAAUCCAACGAGAGGCUUCAGCUCCAUCUCAAAGAGAGAAUGGCUGCUCUGGAGGACAAGAAUUCUCUGUUGCGAGAAGUUGAAACUGCGAAGAAGCAGUUAGAAGAGGCACAACACGAUAAGGAUCAGCUUGUCCUAAACGUGGAGGCGCUGAGAGCGGAGUUAGACCAGACGCGGCUGAGAGGCGCGUCCCUUCAUCACGGCCGACCGCACUUGGGCAGUGUCCCUGAUUUCCGGUUCCCUGUGGCGGAUGGCCCCACGGACUCCUACAGCAGCGGGGCGGUGUUGCGGCGCCCCCAGAAGGGCCGUCUGGCUGCUCUGCGAGAUGAGCCUUCCAAGGUACAGACUCUGAAUGAGCAGGACUGGGAGCGUGCCCAGCAAGCCAGUGUGCUGGCAAACGUGGCCCAGGCAUUCGAGAGUGACGUUGAUGUGUCUGAUGGCGAAGACGACAGGGACACUCUCUUCAGUUCGGCCGCUCUGCUGUCGCCCGGUGGGCAGGCCGAUGCCCAGACGCUGGCCAUGAUGCUUCAGGAGCAGCUGGACGCCAUCAACAAAGAGAUCAGGCUGAUCCAAGAAGAGAAGGAGAGCACGGAGCAGCGGGCGGAAGAGAUUGAGAGCCGAGUGGGCAGCGGCACUUUAGACAGCCCGGGCCGGUUCCGGUCUGGGGGUGCCGCCCCCCCACACCCCACAUCCACGCUCACAGGCCCGUCCCCUCCGCACAGCGGGCGCUCCACUCCGCGAAGGGGCCCACACAGCCCCGCCAGGGAGGUGGACAGACUGGGGGUCAUGACGCUGCCUAGUGAUUUAAGGAAACAUCGUAGAAAGUUGCCGGCUUCCCGGGAAGAGGUACGAGAUGACAAGGCAACGAUAAAAUGUGAAACGUCCCCCCCCUCCUCCCCGAGAUCCCUCCGCUUAGGCAGGCUGCACAAAGGAGCACUGCACACGGCCAGCCACGAGGACAUCAGGGACGUUAGAAACUCCACGGGCUCCCAGGACGGGCCUGUGAGCAACCCCAGCAGCAGCAGCAGCAGCCAGGACUCGCUGCACAAGGCCCCCAGGAAGAAGGGCAUCAAGUCCUCCAUCGGCCGGCUGUUCGGCAAGAAGGAGAAGGGCCGUCCCGGCCACGCCGGCAAGGAGCCCACGGGACCAGCUGCCGCUUCGGAGACGGAAAACUCCUCUCUGGACGCCCUGGGACUCAGCAAACUGGGAGGACAGGCUGAAAAAAACCGGAAACUUCAAAAAAAGCACGAAUUGCUCGAGGAAGCCCGGAGACAGGGUUUGCCUUUCGCACAGUGGGAUGGACCGACCGUGGUGGUUUGGCUGGAGCUGUGGGUCGGGAUGCCCGCCUGGUACGUGGCCGCCUGCCGAGCCAACGUGAAGAGCGGCGCCAUCAUGUCCGCGCUGUCGGACACGGAGAUCCAGCGGGAGAUCGGCAUCAGCAACCCGCUGCACCGGCUCAAGCUGCGGCUGGCCAUCCAGGAGAUCAUGUCCCUGACCAGUCCGUCAGCCCCUCCCACCUCGAGAACGACCACAGGAAAUGUCUGGUUAACGCAUGAAGAGAUGGAAACGCUCACAGCCACGCCACAAACGGAGGAUGAGGAGGGAAGCUGGGCUCAGACCCUGGCCUACGGGGACAUGAACCACGAGUGGAUCGGCAAUGAGUGGCUGCCCAGCCUGGGCCUGGCGCAGUACCGCAGCUAUUUCAUGGAGUGCCUGGUGGACGCGCGCAUGCUGGACCACCUGACCAAGAAGGACCUGCGCGGGCAGCUGAAGAUGGUGGACAGCCUCCACAGAAACAGUUUCCAGUGUGGAAUCAUGUGCCUGCGGAGAUUAAAUUAUGACCGAAAAGAACUAGAGAAGAAAAGAGAAGAAAGCCAGAAUGAAAUAAAAGAUGUGCUCGUUUGGAGCAAUGAUCGCGUGAUUCGCUGGAUCCUGUCGAUCGGCCUCAGAGAAUACGCCAACAAUCUCCUCGAGAGCGGCGUCCACGGCGCGCUGAUGGCCUUGGACGAGACCUUCGACGCCAACGCCCUGGCGCUCCUGCUGCAGAUCCCAACACAGAACACGCAGGCUCGCGCUGUCUUGGAGAGAGAGUUUAACAACCUUCUGGUCAUGGGGACUGACAGAAGGUUCGAUGAAGAUGACGAUAAAAGCUUUAGGAGGGCACCUUCCUGGAGGAAAAAGUUUAGACCAAAGGACGUUCGUGGCUUAGCUGCUGGGUCAGCAGAGACUCUCCCCGCAAACUUCCGGGUCACUUCUCUGUCCUCGCCCUCUGUGCAGCCAAAGAAGAUGCAGCUGGACGGCGGCGUGUCGGGACCGCAGAGGCUGGAUUCCGCCACGGUCAGGACUUACUCCUGCUGACGCCUCCUGCGGUUUACCCGCACUACUUCUACAGAUGAUUACGCAGCAUUUUGAAUCCAACAAAGACUACAUUUUAAAGUUCAAUGGAAUCUUUAAUCUGUUAAUACUUGUUAUAUGGACCGUGAGAUAUUUUAUUACAGAGUUUUUAAUUAGCGAAAAAUUCAUGAAUACCAUAGAGAAAAUAUUUUAGAAUUUAAUGUUUCUUAUAUUUAUGUAAACUUAUGACUUCAUUUACAUAGUUACUGACUUUUUCAUGUAUAUCCAGGCUAUAAAUAUCCUUUCAAAUCAAUUCAUGUACUUUUAUCUAAUUUUAGUCUUUCAGAUGAAUGUACUGUAAUGCUUGUAUGUAUAAAUCCUAAGAACAAAUCUAGGGCUUUUGUAAAUUGUGCAUUUAUUGUAAUUACCAUUGCUUAAUUUGUUAUUAAUAAACCCUGACAGAGAAGAUUUUUCCACGCUCGUAAAGUCAUCAUGACACAACGUGUGCUGUCAAACGGAACCCAGCUCCACAACAAUCAUUUUGAAAGAAGCAGACUCGAUUUCAAGCAACUGUUGUAUUUUAAUGACUGACCUUAAGUCUACUUUUUCUGGCAAGAAAUGCUUUAUUCCACAGCCUGAACAGAUUUAAACUAUCUGGUGUUAAGUAUCAGCUUUUGAAAAUUUGGACUGGAAAGAUUAUCGGAACACUAUGGGAAUCUCUUAGGACCCCUGGACUCUUUAUAGCCUCGCCCCCUGGGGGGGCUUGGGGCGAGCUGAGGAUCCUGAGGGCCUGGGGGGGGGCGGCCUGGGCGCCCUCCUGGUGCGGAGCUCGCUGGCGAGGACUCUCAGAGGACCAGUCAGGAAGCACUGCCUCCCCCCAAGCUGGGUGCCCGCAGGGGAGGAGGGCGCCGUCCUGGAAAUAAUGUUGUGCAACUCUAACAAGGCCUUACUCUUCUUAUGUAAAUCAUCUUUUUACAUUUGUUUGUAAACAUGUUUAAAGAAUGGACCUAGUCAUAGGUUUUUAGACUUUGAUGAGAUAGCCCUUUUGGAUUAUAUAAGGAGCAAAUGUAACUCUUCUUUUCUCCUCGGCAUAUUAAAAAGCCAGCAAGAAAUGUGUCCGACCACGGUGCGUUAUUUAUUAUGCCGCUGAUAGCGCUGGAAACGGCAUGUCUUUCUACAUUUGGUUUCAGCUUUUCAUUUACUCGUACAAUUCACUGUUACCGCUCUGUUUUUCUAUUAAUCUUUUGUGAAACUUCCUGACUAUGUAACAAAGUCUGUACAGUCUACUUUUGAGCUAUUUUUAUCACAGUAUUAUUUAUUGCUGUCUUUCAAUACAGUACUGAAGCGUUUUCCACUGCCAAUAAAGAAUACUGACAACCAGC
Molecule: messenger RNA, 5284 nt
Organism: Neogale vison (American mink)
Lineage: Eukaryota; Metazoa; Chordata; Mammalia; Carnivora; Mustelidae
Gene: PPFIA1
Product: PTPRF interacting protein alpha 1
Exons: 32
Coding region: 126-3926 (1266 amino acids)
Biological process (GO): synapse organization
Cellular component (GO): presynaptic active zone
Molecular function (GO): protein binding
Source: RefSeq, a predicted model, not a curated record